Lymnaea stagnalis (great pond snail) is the source of this 7580-nucleotide messenger RNA. NCBI's taxonomy places the organism in Eukaryota, Metazoa, Mollusca, Gastropoda, Lymnaeidae. The record is from the annotation of a GenBank genome assembly.
AGACAAGGGAAAGCACUUGGGAAGAAAAGAUGGCAACUUUCUUUCUCAUCCACAAAUACAGAGACUAUAAAGAGAGGAUAAUAUAAGUUUUUAAUUUGACUUUUUGUGGUUAUCGCAUAUCUGUUAUGGGGAUUAUCAUUUGCAUGCACACCCUGUAGGCAUGAUUCCAAGACAGGUCAUAAGGCAGCAACAAAAUACACCACCACCUAAAAACCACACUGCCCAGACCACCGGACCUCAACAAUCCUCCAUAAUUCUUGACUCUGGAUCUAAAACAGCUGUGGACACGACACACGAUCUAAGAUUUAGAUGCAAUGUAACGCAAAUUGCGCUGGGUGAAAAAUAUUUUAACCAUGAUACCACUGAUGAUCUAAUUUUGAAAGCAAGCAUGAGUUCUAAAGAAAAAGUCAUUGAUGGAGACUUAAGCCUUAGUGGUAAAAGUAAUGGAAAUGAGGCUGAAGGUGAUAAAAAUGAGGGGUUUACAAUACCUGAGAUACCUGAUGACAACAGUGGUAGAAACUUGUCUCUAAUUUCAAAUAAACUUACUCAACAAAUCUACCCUGCUGAAACUUCAAUAGUCGCCAUUAAUAAUGAUUCUCAAAAUUUAAUUAUGGAUAGCAGGGCAGUUGACAAUCUCAACACUAGUAAUAAUUCAUCAGUUACUGACAAUAUCAAAAUCACUGGGCAUGAGCAGUUCAGUAAUUAUUUGAAUUCAUCAAACAGUUUUGAGAAAGAUUUAAGUGUAGACGAUAGUCUUAGACUGGAUACUCUAAAUACGGCAGUGUUGUCACAUGAAAAUGCCCUUGUGAAGGAAUGUCUCCGUCCAUCUGUUGAAGAAGUUCCACAUAUUGAUGAUGAUCAUGGAAAUACAACCCAAGAUGUAAAUAACAAAGUGGAUUCUAGUAACAGACAGGUUUUAAAAAGUGUUGGGAUUGAGGAAGUAAUGGAUUAUAAUGACAUUCCAAAAGCAGUGUUAUCCUCCAACUCAUCAAAUAAACACGAGGAAGUUUUCAUAAGUUCAAUAGAUACUCUAAAUGACAUUACCAAACAACAUAUAACUGAAAACAAAAUCUCAGAUGUCUCAACAAAAACUGACAGCCAUUUGUCAAUUAGCAUGCUGAACACUUUGAGUGGAAACUUGGAUAAAAAUGAGUCAUUCUUAUCGAAAGACUCUGGCUUUAGCAGGCAGUUAUAUCAAGAGGUAUGGGCCUAUAUAUUUAAUUAUAAUAAUAAAUUAUACACUAAAUUAAAUAAAAAUUUACUUAUAUUUUUACAUUUUAGAUAACAAUUAAAAUUGCCAUGUAAAUUUAUCUUCAUAAUACAAAAUUUAUAUUUAAAUUUUCUAUUAAAAAUGAUCUAACCAUGUACUAUCUGCAUUUAUUUUUUGUUGUAUUAUACAUUCAUACAUUCAUUAUCACAACUUGUUUUCAGAAAUCGAGCUAAAAAUUUAGCUGAUCCUUCAUUUUUGAAUGCCAAUAGCCAUCUGAUAAUUUGUUAAGAUGUCUUCUACUUUCCAGCAACGAGAAAUUAACUCAAGUUAUGCUGCAAUUUUACAGACAGAACGACAAGAGAUCCUGACUUCUGAGUUGACAACAUCUCAAAACUUCACAGAAGAAAUGAACAUGCUAAAUACAGAAAAUGAUGUAACUGUUGCUGGUGACUUAAGGUUUGAAACAUUUUAAGUAUAAUAUAAAUAUGAAUUUGAUGUAUACCUUUUAAAAAAUCCAAUUGAAUGAUUCCACUUCAGUAUAUAAUAUGAAAAACUGUUUAAUGUGCUUGGUGUUAUAUUAACUUGAAUUUAGGUCUUAUAAAUGGGAAUGUAAAAUCAGAGAAACAACUGACUCUCACCGUAUGCUUAAAUCAAUACAGACUAUACAAUUUUCAAUAAUUGUAAAUACUUUUGAAAUCUUGAAAUAGUGUUAAAGUUGCUGGUUUUCAAUUUCAAAUUGUUUUAUUAGUUUAAUUUAAUUUUUUUUUUCGUUUUUGAUCUGUAUAAUUUUAUUCCCUUUUCAUCAACAGAUACAACUUGACGACUAAAUCUGUUCCAAGUUUUUUUGCUAGUGCUUGCAGAGAAUUCCAAGAAAACUAUGUAGACAAUUUUCUGCGAGGAUGUAAGUGGUAAGGGUUUUUCCUUUUUUUUAAAAAAAAAGCACAAAACCACCAACAACAUAUAUAUAGCCAAAAUAAUAAACUAUUAUAAUAUUAUCUAAGAUUCUAUAAUUUGUUUACAAAUAGAGAAAAAUUAGCAAUUGUUCAAGUUUAACUUUAAGAAGACAGAUUUUUUUAAAAAUCAAAACGUAUAACCACUAUAUUAAAUAAUUUAGGUCCCCAGAUGGAAACUGUGUGCUAACUAACAGUAAUGAUAACUGCCUUCGUGUGUUUCAACCGUUUGAGACAUUUGACCAGGACCAAAGAGACAACUUGCAGAUGGUGAGACUCAGAUUUUCUUAGAAGUACCAUUUUAGUUAAACUAAGGUAUUGGACUAUGUUAUGCCAUCUUCAACAUUUCAUGCAAUUAAAUCACUCAAAAAAUUGAGAAAAAUAAACGCAAUGAAAAAAAUGUCAAAUUUGAUAACAAUGUUCUACCCAUUAUAUGGAAAUUAAAGAGUAAUUUAUUUACAAGUUAACACUAGCGAACUUAUCAGAAUGUUUCUAUUUCUAAUUUUUGUAAUUGUCAUAAAUAACAACUGUUAAAUGGCAAUGCAUCCAAUCCUUUUUUCUUCUUUUAAUUUGUAAUGAUUUAUGCGAAAUAAACAACCUAAAAAUUGCUAAUUAAAAUAAUUUGUCCUGUAUACUCAAACAGGUUAGCAAAGUCAACAUGAAAGAGAGUGGUCAAAUUUAUGAUUUUGUUUGGCAUCCAAGAAUGUCUUUAUGGCAGCCUGAAUUUUGCAGGUAAAAACUGUUAAAAUGACAUGAAUACAUUUUAGGAUUUCUGCACAUGUCUGAUUUAAAAAUGACAAAAAAUCAAAACUAUUAAACUUUUUAAUUUAGAAUAAAAAUUAUUUUCUUAAUACUUAGAUUUAUGACUAUUUUGGAUAUGUUUUUUUAAAAUAAUUUUAUUGAGGUUUAAAAUAAAUUAUCAAAAAAUGUUAUUUCUCCUAGAAAUAUAAAAAUAUAACCCAAUAAUGCAAUAUUAUCAUAGCCUGUUUCUUACACCAGGAAAUAAGGGGUUUAAAUUUCUUCUUGGCUUGUUAGCUUUGGGUUUUAUAUUGACUAGUUAUCCCAGUAAAGCAGCUAUUCCUGAUGAGGAAUAAACCUUGUGUUAAAAAAACAACUUAACCCCUCAAGUUAUAAAAUGACAAAAUUUGCAGCUGCUGAAAUUAUCUUGCAUUACUAUAAAGUACUUAAAAUAAUACUUAAGAUAAUUUCACAACUGUCGCACACAUUUUUUUUCUUUUUUUUUUUGUGUGGAAAAGCAAGACAUUUUUCAUAUUAUUUGCAAUUCACACAACUUCUUUAUUUCAGAGUUGCUUCCACCUGUACUGGUAUUCCCAUUCACAUGUGGGACACCACAACAGGAAGUAUAGUAGCGAACUAUAGAGCAUAUGAUCAGUACGAUGAAGUGACUGCUGCUUACAGUGUGUCCUUUUCUUUGGAUGGUAGCAAACUUUAUGCAGGCUACAACAAAGCUAUCAGAAUAUUUGACACAGAAUAUCCUGUCCGAUCCUGCAAGCUGGUAAAAACAUUCAGUAAGUUUUCUAAUUACCUUGAUAUCCUCACCUCAAGUGGAUAAAAUUGUAACAUGGAUUUUUUUAAUCAACCAUUUAAAUAAUUCAAUCUUUUUAUGUUAGAGAAUUAUGGACCGUUAUUAUAAUUAAUGAAGUAGUCUUUCUCAUAAGUAUAUCAAAUAGUAUUAAAAAUUUGAUUUUUUUUCCCUUUCAUGACAUCAUUUAUUGUUUCUCCCCCUCCCCAAACAUUAGCAAGAUUGUUGAAUACAUUUUAUUGUUGGGUUCUAAAAGAGUUUUAACACAUUUAAUUUUGACUUGACAGAUACACAGAAGAAAGAUGGUCAAACUGGGAUAAUAUCCUGUUUCACCCACAGUCCAAAUAGAGACGGCUUGUAUGUGGCGGGGUCAUACAGCAGACACAGUAAGUUGGGGAAUUAAGUCAGAGAAAAUUUGGUUGAGCUAGGGUUUAUGGAAAUGAUGAGCUCUUUAAAAUGAAACAAUAAAAAAUACUUCAUAUAGUAGAUGGAAAAAGCACAAUUUUGUUCAACUAUCUUGAAUGGCCUACCCACGUGUUCCAUAUCUCCUGGUUUUACCAAAAUGUCCAGCAAAAGUUUUGUCUUGAGCAAUCACAAAUUUCGGAAGGUCUUCUGCAUUAAUGACAACAACAACAAUUUAUCAUAAACAAUACCGUUUUUGUAACAUUUGUUCAAUCAAUAAUAUUCAGACAUUUUUUGUUAAUAGAGUCUUUUAUUCGUUUGAAAACUUUUUCCGUUUUUAAAUGUUAAUUAGGUGUUUUAAAAUACGUUUGCUAUACAUAAGAUGCAUUUCUGCUAUCUUAAUACAUAAAAAAAAAUAAAUAAUAAAGGUUUGUUUAAUGUGAGUGGGCCCUUUAGGAAUUGGAAAUAUUCUAAUGCAACCUGCACUGUCAAAACUUCAAUCAGCAUUCUCGGUUUAAUAAGUAAUUUUUGUACAAUAAGUGUUUUUUUUCUGUUGCCCUAAUAAAUGUUGUCGGCCAUUAUUUCAGUUGGAAUCUAUGACUCUGCUUGUGACAGGCUAGUCUGUUUGAUUCAAGGUCAGCAUGGUGGCAUCACUCACGUUAAGUUUUCUCCUGAUGGCUCAAAGAUUUACAGUGGAGGACGUAAGGUAGAUUGACCAACUGUAGUAAAUAGUUAUAAAAACAAUUAUUUUGCCAUGAUGUCUAUUAGUAUUUUAUGUAAAAGUUUAAAAUUCCUAAAGUUGUACUGAAAGCAUUAAUUUAAGUUACAAGGAAAUUAAGAUUUGCUAGUUGAUAUCUUUUCAAGUGGAGACCCUAUAGGCGAUCUACUCUUAGGGAUUGAUGAGUAUCGAUGUGAUUAAUAUAUAAUUAACUUCCCAUCAUUUGAUUUAAAAUAAUAUAAAAAACUAAACCCCAUUUAUUUUUUACAUUGAAGUCAGUAAUCAAAACUUAAUUACUUUUUACUUGAAGCUGGUUUUGCUAAUCAAAUUUAAAAAUGUGUUAAAAUUUUCAUAAUAACUAAAGAUUAAAUCAGAAAAAUCUUUUAUUUGUCAUAUAGGAUGCUGAAAUUCUGUGUUGGGAUGUCAGAAACAUGGGGAAAAUUUUAUUCUCUGCCCUAAGGGAUGUGAAAACCAACCAGCGAAUCUAUUUUGAUCUCUCGCAGUAAGUAAAUAACAUGGAUUUCUUUUUCUUUUCUUGAGGAAAAUGAGAGUCAACUAAUAUUUACUAGAAAUUGUCACCCUCAUCGAUAUGUGUUACACAAUUGAUAAAUCUUGGCUCCUCCAUUUCCAUUCUCUUUAUAAUUCUCUUUUAAAGAUCUGGCCGAUAUCUGGUUUCUGGAAACAAUGAUGGCACUGUGGCAUUCUGGGAUACUCUGAGCUCAUUUGAGGAGAUUAACGGGGAUGUGUUCCUGAAGCCCUGCUCCCAGUUCGUGGCCCACGAUGACUGUGUUAAUGGUGUCAGGUGAGAGGCUGUUAUUGAAGCUUGUAUGUUUUUCAAUGUUCUGCUCAAUUAAUGUAGCCAAUUAUCCUUGCUCUCAAGAAAUUCUAUCUUUCUUUAAAUCCUUUAUAAUAACUUCACUUUUGUUUGUUAAGGGCAAAAUAUUGGGAUGGCUAAUUGACCCACUUCCUGUCAACCAAGUGAGCUGAAACUUGGAAUAAAGUCUCAUUGCCGAUGACUACACAUUCUUUCAGCCCCACCUCCCCAACCUCCAAAAAUAAUUUUGUCUGUUUUUCAACGGGAAGUUGAAGGAAAUAUGUAUUGACGCCACCGAUUUCAUGAAAAUAAAAUUGUCAAUAACUGAGCUAAAUGAGAUUCUUAAAAAAAAUAUCGCAAGUGCGUUUGGUGCGUUAUAUUUUUGUGUGUUUUUCUGAAAUAGUAGUUGACAUAAAUCUGUGAUGUAAAAGCGGAUGGGACAUUAGAAUAUUAACUUAAAAUAAAAUAUAAAUAAUAAAUAUACAGGGUAUAUAUGAAAAACUUUGUUUUUAUGGGUUGUUUAAUUACUUGUCAAAAUAGUAUAGAGCCUUCUAAAAACUUUUGCAGUUAAUGCCCCCUAAACGUUCAUUUCUAGCAUAUUCCCAAAGUAAUCUUUUUAAUCAGGAAUUUCUUGUUAAAAAAAAAAAAUUGUAGUCCUCCUCAUAUGUUGAUUUUCUUGGAUAUUUUAAAAUGGUGACAUGUAGUCCUACUAUUCAUGCAGUCUACAUUCAGCCUUGCCUGUAGUCAAAUUAUUUGUCAAUGUUUACUCUUAUAUUAAAUUAUGCCAAGUAUUAGAAAAUUAGAAAAUAUUAGAUGUGACUUAAUAACAUUACUGGAAAUAUACAUGGUUAUUUAUUAAAACAUGCUCUCUCUUGAAACCAAGUUUUGCCCCCCCUUUUUUUUUAAAAGCUUCAAUUGCCACUAUGACAUGAUUGCCACCGCGUCGGGUCAGAGACACUUCCGAAACUUUGACGAGUCUGACAGCGACAAUUCUGACGAGGAUUCCAAUAUGAAAGAAGCCAAGCCUUGGGAUUUCUCCCUUAAGCUGUGGAAGAUGCCAAUGGUGCUGGAGGAGAUGGCGGUCAGCUAAAUCACACAGCUGACCAGGUUGUUCUUUUUAUUGUAAAAACAGAUUCAUAGACAACAUAUUUUUAACAUAGAGUAAGUAAAAUUUAAAAAAAAAGAAGAAGAUUUUGUGAAAUAAGUUUUAAUCUGUUUUUAUCAGUAAGGAAUUAUUUAUUGUUUGUUCUUCGCGAUGAGAAGAUGACUAAGGCUAGAGUAGUAGCAUUGGCUUGAGCUGUAUUUUGUUUCAAAUGGGGAGAGUUCCUUGAUAUGUUCACUCUUUCGUCCUUGCUUAUUUGAUCAAAAGGCAAGACUUUGCCAAGAUGACUGGGAGAUAGGCCAGAAUGCAGUGGAUGACCAGCAUGGUUUCUUGUGUUUCACUGUGCUCUUUAUGACUUCACUUCACAGGUUUGUCGAAAUCUUUAUUGUGUAAAUGCCAUAUGGCCUAUGGGACUCCAUCUCCAGGUUUGAUUUCAGAGUUUGUCUUCUCUUAUAUGAGUGCCAUCCAAGAUUAGCGAGUUUGUAAGAGAAAUAAUACUCUCUUUUUUAACCCGUGUUAGGGGUCCGAAGUCAGCAUUCUGUAAUUGUUUUAAAAAAUUUUCUGUGUCCAAGGAUUAUUUAUAAAGUCAGAAUUUUAAGAUUAACAAAGCCAAAGAAAAUUGAAUUUUGAAAUAAUAUCAUUUGAAUUAAUCCUUACAUUUAAAAUACGAAGCAUUAGACCUAUGUUUAAAUUAUGUAAAUGCUGGUAUUAAUUAAGAGAAUUUAGAUAUAUGACUCAUUAACCUGGUGAAUUGUAAAUGUUAGUAAAUGAUAUCUAGAAAUUUGAUGUUAUAUGAUGUUAUUGUUACUGUCAAACUUUCUUUGUUGUUUGCAGUAAAAAA